Molecule: messenger RNA, 1551 nt
Organism: Colletotrichum abscissum
Lineage: Eukaryota; Fungi; Ascomycota; Sordariomycetes; Glomerellales; Glomerellaceae
Exons: 2
Coding region: 1-1551 (516 amino acids)
Biological process (GO): mRNA 3'-end processing
Molecular function (GO): RNA polymerase II complex binding
Source: RefSeq, a predicted model, not a curated record
AUGGAUCACCCCAUGCAGGAUGCCGCAGCCGACGUGCUGGCGGAUGCUAGACGAACUCUAGAAGCUCUGAAGAGCUCUGGUGUUUCCCGUGAAGCAUUGUUGCAGAUGUGGGAGGCUGGCGACAAGGCGGCACAGCAACAGCAGCAACAACUUCAGCUUCAGCUUCAACACCAACAGCAGCAGCACCACCAACAACAACAUGUACCGCAGGAUGUCGCAAUGGAGGAUGCUUCCACGCGAGCGAUAUGCCACGGCCAAAUAGGUCACAGACCACGCAUCUCCGUAUCAUCAACAAGCUCAGGCUCUUCUGGCCAUGCGAGUAUAUGGUCUAUGGGCUCCGCUGCCUCCAAUGCCACCGUCGCGACACAUUACUCCCAAGCUUCGCAGUCCCCUUCCACUCAGCAAUGCGCGCCUCAAGCAGCCCCUGGAGGCGUGCCCCAGGUAGCAAGCGCUCAGACGGGAUGGGGUCCAGGGCGCUUCAACUUUUACUGGUGCACCUCAUGCGAAACGAGAUUCAAGCGCAAGUACGACUGGAAGCGUCAUGAGGAGGAGUUCCAUGAGCGUUGGAAGAAGUAUCCUUGCCCUGAGCCUGGCUGCAACAGGAGCUUCUGGGGAGCCAACACAUUCAACCAGCACCACAAGGCUUCGCAUGGCUGCAAGUCUUGCCCGCACUCUGAAAAGGUUGUCAAGUACUUGAAGAGGAGAAAGUACUGGGCUUGUGGCUUCUGUUCGGCCCUGCACCCUUCGAGGGAACGUCACGUCGAACACGUCGCCAGACACUUCGAGUCAGGAAAGACAAAGUCGGAUUGGAUGCACUCAAGAGUCAUCUAUGGUCUCCUGCAUCAGCCCCUGAUCCACGAGGCCUGGAAAGAUGUGCUGAUGUCCAAGGCCAAUGAGUUCCAGGGCCGUCAGCCAAACUUCAGCUGGAAUCCUACACAGACUGGUCGAGCGCAGGGUUUCAUGGAGAAUGAGAGCCCAGGCCAACUCCAAGAUCUGCUCGAAUUCUUCUCUGGAUCCAGCUCCGAGGCCGAGUCUAUCGUCUUGAUUGCCUACAAGCUGGCGGAUCUCGUUUACCUACCCGUUCCGGCCUCGCCGCCAAUGCAGUAUUCUCAAUGCUACGCACCUCCUGCUGCUCUUCCCCAACAAUACCCCCCUCAGCCUCUCCUUCCUCCUCCAUCGAUACCCUCCCAGACUCUUCCGACUCAGUCCUCUCAACCCCCAGUAUUAGCAUCACAGGAUUCAUCACCCUCACCGUACAUGGAACAGAUGAGGGCCCAGUCAAUGAUGCCGCAGCCUUUGUUCCACACCCAACAGCCGCGCGCGCACACGGAACCUCUUCGCCGUGCAUCACUGGACAGAGAGCUUCCGCCGCCCCCACAAGAAAACCAGCCGAUGAACUUCCAAUUUAUGCCUGAAAAUAUGGUCACAUUCGAAGACUGGGAGAGUUUCUCCAGCACAGUCGUCGACGAAAAUGCACCACAACCCACGCCAAUGACAACAGAUUGGCCGCUGGUGCCUGUACAAUAUUACAAUGCCCCUGUAGGGCCAUGA